AAAGCAACGUCAGCCGAGUGCGCUUUUCUCUGAACUUGCAGCCACAAAAAGAAACUACUAACCACGAAUAGGCUCACUCCAACGCGCACAUUAGUAAUCCACAACCUUGCUACGCUAAAAUACGCUCGGCUUUCUCGUCACACCUUCCUUGUUCCAUGAAAUUCCUCUCCACUUGAUUGCCAUCAUCAAUGGCUUCUCUUCAGAUUCUCAAAUCCUCCACUUUCCCUCCUCUCCCUAUUUCCCAAUCCAAAAUUUCCAGGAAAUCCACCUGUCUUUUCUCGGAAUUCGAUUCCAGGAAACGGAUUCGGAAUUCUGCGUUUUUCACCAGGAGAAGGCUUAGGGUUUGUUGCGGAGUUCAGGAAGGUGAUAACCAGAGCAAUGGUGAAGAACCUCCUGAGUCAUUGUUUAUGAAGGAAUUAAAGAGAAGGGGCAUGACUCCCACUUCACUGCUUGAGGACAGCAAGAGGGGUGCCUAUGGACUAGAGGAGGAGAUAAAAUUGGAGGAAGAUAUAGGUUUCUCAAAGAGAAAUGCAUACUCCACAGAUUUCGAGGCAAACCUAUCUAAUCAAAGGGAGCGCUCCAUGGCGUUGAACAGUGAAGGCCUUGAGGGCCUGAUUCCACGGGCUAAACUUUUGCUAACAAUUGGAGGAACAUUCUUCUUGGGAUUUGGACCUUUGAUCCUCAUAACUGUUGCAUUCUUCUGUGCUCUGUACUUUGUAAGCUCCCUUUUCUCGACUCUUGUGUGUUUCAUAUCUCUUAACCUUGUUAUUGUAGUUGGACAAUUCAUGUCUUUUUCUGGAUGCAUACCAUCACUACAAGAACCUGUGCUUGCUGUGAUUCUGCUUCCUUCUGAUUGCUCAAUGCUAUUUGGUUUCAGUUUUCCUUGACUUCAUUAACCAAUGUCAUUUGGCUUCAGUUUUGCUUGUCCCUAAAUAGUUACAUUAGACUUUGUUGUGCAGCUAUUUCAUAGUUCAUAUAUCCCAUUAACCUUUUAUUAUUCGAAAGUUCAUAGAGAGUUUCAGUCAAAAACAAAUAGCUGUUGAAGGAAAACUUGGGCCCUAUGUUGAUCCACUUUUCCCCAUAGCCAUGUGCAAAUCUCACUGCUGUUUUUUCUAUUUGUGUGUGAGCUUGGUAUCUCAUGGAUAUUGACUACAACUGAAACUCGAUCCUUUUCCUUCUGGUCUCCUUUGGCAGUAUUUUGGGCCGACUUUUGUCCAUGACGGAAGCAAAACACCUAUAAUGCCACCCCAGUAUAUCGAUCCAUAUGAACUUCUGGAAGAUGAAAGGAUUUCUCAGAUAGCACCCCGUGUAAAUUAAAACACCAUCUGCAGAAAACUUCUGGUACAGGUUUCUCUUGCCUACUGCUUAUUCUUUACCUGUAUAAAUAUCCCAAACUUUGGUUUGGCUUUAAUUUAGUGUAUUUUACACCCUUCUCCCCAGUUGGGGUUUUAUGAUCCAACUUUUCUUAAUGAUCCUUUUAAUUUAAAUAUUAAAGAAUGACUAUUAGAAUCCAA
Molecule: messenger RNA, 1514 nt
Organism: Vitis vinifera (wine grape)
Lineage: Eukaryota; Viridiplantae; Streptophyta; Magnoliopsida; Vitales; Vitaceae
Exons: 3
Coding region: 189-887 (232 amino acids)
Source: RefSeq, a predicted model, not a curated record